GCCAAACUUGAAUUGCAUUGCAAAAUGUCGGAUUUCUCCGAGGAUGACUUCGACCUAGAGAGCGACGACGACGACUUUGAACCGACCUCGCCGGUCCCGCCGCCAGUGAGAAACAGCACGCGGACUCCUACGACCAAGAAGCGCGUGAAGAAGGAUGAGAGCGACGAGUACGACUCGAACGACAGCGAGUUGGAGCCCGUGAAGAAGACGCCAAAGGCGACACCUAAGGCUACCCCCAAGGCAAAAGCUCAGGUUGAGGUGUCGAAGCCAGCUGAAGCCAAAGUGAAGGAAACGAAGGGAAAGGAAGUGAAGCCGAAGGACACUGCGACUGCCAAGGACGAAAAGCCCAAGGAGACGUUGAACCAGGCCGAAGCGAGCGAAGAAGUUGCCAAGUACCUUCGUCAGACCAAUCGACCGUACAGUGUGUUGAACGUGUUUGAAAACCUGCAUCGACGCAUCGGGAAGACCAUUUUGCAGAAGAUCUUGGACGCACUGGCGGAACGGGGCGAAAUCAACGUCAAAACGUAUGGCAAGAGCCAGAUCUACUACUACAACCAGUCCAAACUUCCUCGCCCUUCGGCCGACAGCUUAGCUCAGACGGAGGACCAUAUUCGAACGGUGCUGGACGAAGUGGCGGCGCUCGAGAAGGCCGCGAAAGACCAAGAGGCCAUCUUACAAGGGUUAACAAGCCAAAUGUCCGACGCAGACUUGGAUGCGGCUCUGCAGACGUUGGAAACCCAAAACCAACUACUUCAAGUGAAACUGCAACAAGUGGACAAGCAGCCGGUGGUGGCGGUCGACCCGGGAGCCAAGGAAGCGUUGACCAAGUCCUUUACCAAGUACCGGACGGAAUGGGUCAAGCGAAAGCGCAUCGUCAUGGACGCCAUCGACCAAAUCGCCGACGGAAUGGAGAAGAAGCGCAAAGAUGUGACCUUUGCGGUGUCGAAUCCGACGAGAGCGCUGGAAUCAAGGACCUUCCCGUGUUGCCUUAAUAUCAUGAUUUCGGGGUUUAGGGGUUUCAGUAAAAACGGUGAAGCCCAGCACACUAUUUGAAGUCACGUCGAAUCCGACGAGAGCGCUGGAAUCAAGGACCUUCCCGUGUUGCUUUAAUAUAUUGAGACUAUAUUGUGCGUUGAGCC
This is a messenger RNA of Aphanomyces astaci, 1139 nucleotides long. RefSeq lists its product as hypothetical. The coding region runs from base 25 to 1053 and encodes 342 amino acids. Gene Ontology annotation, molecular function: recombinase activator activity; double-stranded DNA binding. The transcript has 8 exons. Gene Ontology annotation, cellular component: condensed nuclear chromosome; DNA recombinase auxiliary factor complex. Lineage: Eukaryota; Oomycota; Saprolegniomycetes; Saprolegniales; Verrucalvaceae. Gene Ontology annotation, biological process: meiotic joint molecule formation; meiotic strand invasion involved in reciprocal meiotic recombination; homologous chromosome pairing at meiosis. The record is from RefSeq and is a predicted model, not a curated record.